AUGAACUGCUCGGCCACGAUCUUCUUCCGCGCAUGUCGCGCACGCCCCGUACCAGCGCCGUCACGCAGUUUAGUCCUACCGCCUCGAUCGACGAGCGCUCCAUUCCUGAAAUCCACGAGUCAAAACGGAAGAAACCUCACAUAUCAGUGUCACAGAGGCAUUGGGCAGCAACGUGCGGCAUUCUCGUCAACAAGUACACUUGGGCACGCUCAACCUGUGAACGACAUCCCAGCCGCGGCGUCAGAGGGGGGUGAAGUGUCUGGCAAAGGCGGCGAAGGAGAGAACCUAACACAGACGGUGAUCUCGCGAGCUCAGACGGAUCAGCAGCAGCAGUCGUCGACACUGUCAUCGUCUACAAUUUCCAAGACCGGAGCAACGGCGGCGGCACAACAGCCACCAGUCUCAGAUAAUUCACCAUCAUCGACAACCGAGUCUGAUCCCAUCGCCGCCGCGGACGCAGCGUUCCUCGCAACCUCAUUUAAACUGACUGGCCAUGUGACCCGAGUCGGUACGAUGCGUAAGACCGUUCGAGUUUCCCGCACCGUGCAAGUGUGGGACAAGUUCUUGCAAAAGCACUGGAAAAAGACGGCCCACGACCUGGUUCACGAUCCACAGGACAUCCUGAACGAAGGCGAUGUUAUCACGUACGGCCCCUUCCCGCCGAGCAUGCGGGCGGCGCGCGAACAGAGGGGCCAGGUCGGAGGCAAUAAACAAGUCAGCCAUGUGCUGAGGGAGGUGAUCACGCCGUUCGGCACUCCCGUUGAACAAAGGGUCAGUCGAAUCGUCGGCAGUCCUGCAGGCAGGUGGCACGGUACGCCGGGACAGGUGCAAGUGCAGAAGGGCGGGAGCCGGACUAGGCCCAGGGGUAAGGACGCGGUCAAUGUUCCGUCGAGCAAGAAGAAUGCAGAGGCAGCUGCCUGA
Molecule: messenger RNA, 921 nt
Organism: Capronia epimyces CBS 606.96
Lineage: Eukaryota; Fungi; Ascomycota; Eurotiomycetes; Chaetothyriales; Herpotrichiellaceae
Exons: 1
Coding region: 1-921 (306 amino acids)
Biological process (GO): translation
Cellular component (GO): ribosome
Molecular function (GO): structural constituent of ribosome
Source: RefSeq, a predicted model, not a curated record